AUGGCCGAAAAUCGCUCAUUCAGCAGAAGAACGACGGGUGGUCUCUUCAUCUGUACUCUUGCUGCUCUCUUUGCGAUCUAUGUCCACAUACAGUCUUGUGCUGAUCCCGCUCAUGCUCAUAAGCUCCAGACCAUAGUGUCCAGAAGUGUUAGCAGCAUCAAUGAUGGCCUCGGCGGUGGCUCCCACGAUCUCUCAUAUCACUCGACGAAUGUCUCGCUAGCGCGGCGCGACGAUUACAGCUGCGGACCCGGUAACCCUUGCAGAAACGGGGCUUGCUGUGGUGAGGGUGGCUAUUGUGGUUAUGGCUCUACAUACUGUGGCAACGGGUGUUCAUCCAACUGCGAUGCUACCGCCGAGUGUGGAAAGGAUGCCAAGGAAAGUGGACAGAAGUGCCCACUGAACACAUGCUGUAGUCAAUACGGGUUUUGUGGAACGACAUCAGAUUUCUGUGGAACAAAAUGCCAAAGCAACUGCGUAGAACAUCCAACUCCGCCUAGUGGAGGCUCAAGUACUGGCAUCCUCCAGAAUAAAGUCAUUGGCUACUAUGAGUCUUGGGCCAACACUUUGGCUUGCCACAAAGUCGCGCCUACCGAUCUACCACUGGAUGCUCUGACACACGUGAAUUACGCAUUCGCCUACAUCGACCCGUCCAUGAAUUGGCUCGCUGAUAAGAUUUCUCAGCCACUUUCUUUGCCGAUACCUAUAUAUCCACUUACGAUAUUGCAUGCAGAAAAGACAGGCUGGGAAGCCCAAGGCGGCGUCAACUCCACCCAAGCCUGCUCGGACUGUUGGCUCGGCGCGCAAGCACUCCAAUUGGGCAAUCCUUUGGGCUACGACCAAGGUCAAGCCGACAACUUCGCCUCUCUGACCUCGAGCUGCAGCUCCAACCAGUACAGCUAUGCUACACCCACCGCCUAUGCUCUCAACGCCACCGAUACGGCGCCAAGUGCCUCGCCCACAUCCGCACCUGGAUGUACUGGCUCAUACUACGUGCAGGCUACUGACACAUGUUUCGACCUAUCGCAGUACCUCAACGUCAGUACGUACAACCUCCUGGUCUACAACGGAUGGGACAUGUACUGUCGGAAUUUCAACGCUUCUGUUGGCACCAGUUUCUGCUCUCCCCCGACCUGCAACACGUACACAUGGCAAGUCGGAGAUACAUGCAACGCCGUAGUUUUGGCAAAUCCAUCCAUCACGUUGACCCAAUUCAUGUCCUGGAACCCGAACUUCGACCCUCUCUGCCAGAAUGCAGGUAAUUUCGUUGGCUACGAGGUCUGUUUGAGUCCUCCAGGCGGCAUACUCACUCCUACCGCCACCAGCGAUCUCGGUGGUGGUGUCUCAUCCGCACCAACGGCAGCGGUACCAGUCCCUUCCAACGCAAUGGACGGAUCCAACCGAAAUUGUGGUAAAUGGUAUAACAUCGUCUCGGGCGAUGAAUGCGGAACAGUGUCCGUCGGCAACGGUAUCACCUUAGACGACUUCUACUUUCUCAACCCAGAGAUCAACACCCAAUGCACGAACCUCCUACUCGACAUCGCCUACUGCGUCCAGCCCGUCGGGACCAUAACCACGUAUCCCAACUACACGACCAGCAGCGGCACGAAACAAACCAUUACUGUCGCCCCCAACACCUUCUCCUCCGUCAACACCGCCAUCCCGACCUCCACGCCCGCACCUGCCGGUUUCGACUGGGAACCCACGUUCCUCCCUCAUGCGGCCGGGACCAGGGAAGACUGUGCCUGGUAUGCCAACUACAGCUCCGCGGUCCCCAUGUCCUGCCAGGACAUCGCGGACGAGUACGCCAUUUCCAUUGAGCAACUCCUAGACUGGAACCCCAGUCUCAACUCGGACCCCAGCAACUGUAGUCUGCAGCCGGGCUACAGCUACUGCGUGGUAAGCUCGGACGCCGCAGUAGAUACUUCCCGUAACGACUGCACGCCCAUAAACGCCACCAAGAUUGUCACUGGGACCGCGCAGAACUGCAACUGCUUCAUUCGUCUGUCAGGGACGUAUGCCCAGUCCUAUGGCUGCGCCCAGAUCGAGUCCGAGUACAGCCUCACCGACUCCUCGCUCAUCGACUGGAACACCUGGCUCAGCUCUUCAGACUGUGACACCGGUCUUUACGCGAACCUAGACGAAGGCGACUAUCGACCGCUCUGCGUCGGGUUGAAUGCCACUCAGUCUAUCGGCACCAUCAGCGCCGGACCCAGCGGGACACCUUCGCCCACGACCGUCACGACUGGUGGGACAGCAACGACAGUAGCCAUGGGUCCGACAGCCUCGGGCGAGGUGGAAGGGUGCGAAGUGUAUCAUACUGUUGUCGAUGGAGAUUCGUGUUAUGGUAUCGAGACGACCUACGACAUCACCGUCUCGCAGUUCUACGCCUGGAAUCCUAGUGUCGGAUCCGACUGCACCGGCAUGUGGCUCGGCUACGCCUACUGCGUCAAAGGACCAUCUUCUGCACCUACAACCACCGCCCCAACCUCCACUGCCGCUUCCCAAGCGCCUCCAGCACCCACACAAUCCGGCAUCACGGCGAAUUGCAACGAAUACUACGUCGUGGCGAGCGGCGACUCCUGCGCCAAGAUCGAGACGCAGUUCGGUGACACUUUCGCUCAGCUGUAUGAGUGGAAUCCGGCGAUUGGGGAUGAUUGCCAGAGUCUAUGGCCGGGGUAUGCGAUUUGUGUUGGUAUCGCUUCGUCUUGA
Recurvomyces mirabilis is the source of this 2709-nucleotide messenger RNA. RefSeq lists its product as uncharacterized. The coding region runs from base 1 to 2709 and encodes 902 amino acids. Gene Ontology annotation, molecular function: chitin binding. NCBI's taxonomy places the organism in Eukaryota, Fungi, Ascomycota, Dothideomycetes, Mycosphaerellales, Teratosphaeriaceae. The record is from RefSeq and is a predicted model, not a curated record. The transcript is spliced from 9 exons.